Monopterus albus (swamp eel) is the source of this 1813-nucleotide messenger RNA. RefSeq names its product chromosome unknown C8orf74 homolog (gene cunh8orf74). Lineage: Eukaryota; Metazoa; Chordata; Actinopteri; Synbranchiformes; Synbranchidae. The transcript is spliced from 4 exons. The record is from RefSeq and is a predicted model, not a curated record. Bases 64 to 603 code for a protein of 179 amino acids.
CCCACAUACGUCCUCGCGUUCAUCUCCAAUGGCAACCAAGUGCAUUUGUGUUGUUUAUCAAGAAUGGAUUAUCUUUCUGAGAGGGAAAUGGCACAGAUAGCGAAGCUCCAGAGAGAGUCUGGUGUACAGCAGCUCAGCUCUCAUUUCUCAUGGCCUGAGAGCUAUGAUGAACAACGGUGCUUCCAUCAGGAGUUUGUGUAUGACGUUGCUAUGUUUGCUGCUGCCUGUGGCUUCCCCUGGUCUAACGUGAUCCAGGCAGCUGUGAUCGCCAAAGACAUCUUCCUACAGCUGGAUGCUCUCGAUGUACCCAAACUCCUGUCCUUGCUGAGAGAUGCACUGUCUGAGUGUUUACCAAAUCUUACCCUUUUCCACCAACUGGAGUUCACCAAGUUCCUCACAGACACAUGUGUUGCUCGGCGGAAGCUUUUUCAGGCAGUGUUGGGUGGAGCUCUUAACACACCCACUGUUCAGCUGCACCUGGAGGUGCAGUUGCCUCCCACACCCUGUCCUCUAGCACAGGGCACAGAUCUGUAUGAGUGGGAGCAUCAGUGUCAGGAGGCCGAGUUCACCUCGAUCCUGCAACAGAAGGAGGACGAGCUGUGAAGUCUCAGAGAUUGGCCAAGAGCCACUCUGGGGGAGGUCAGUCUCCUACAGGGGGAGCAAAUGGACAAAGACUUAAGACUCACUAAGGGAUGUAAAGAGAAAACCAAUGAGCACAUUUAGGAGUAUCUUUCUAUCCCUAACUGGCAUUAUAGAAUGGAUCGAUGCAGCACUGAGGGCCACAACAGUAGUUGAGCAACAUAUAGGCCUAAUAUGUUGCUAAAUUUCAAUUAAUUCUGAUGAUGGUGAAUCUGAACCAAGAGGUCUCCCUGCUCAGUGCCAUCCUGGAGCUCAAAAUGCUGCAGGCAGCACUGGCCACUGGGGGCUCCACAAUCCUGUUCCUUCCAGUACAGUCAUAUCCUUUUGCUGUCUAGACACUAGAGUGAAAUAGUCUGAAAAUACACUGUGAGGAAAAGAUCUCAGUGAAUAAAGCUAACUGGAAAAAAGGCAGUUAUAUGUUAAUUAAUUUCACAAUUUGCAGCUUGGAUUUUGUUUGUUUUGAGAUAAUCAAUGUAAAACAUUCCAUUAGCCAUUUGUGGGCUACUGUACCAUUAACUGUGAGGUUAGCUGUCAAAUACAAUGUGUCUAGACUCUGUGACUCAUUUGCAUAGAGCGUGUACAGUGGACCCAGAGGAAAAGACAAAAAUGGGAUGGACUGUUCCUGCAAGACAAAUACAUGGAGACCAUUUUCAAUUGCUAUGUCUGAUCUGUUAUGGAUACCUAUAAAGAGAGAGGCUGUAAUGUACAUGAAUAUGGCUCUAAAUGCUGUUACAACAUAAUGUUGAAUUAAAGUGCAUCGCUGCCAUAAUGCUGACCCAUUGCAACGCUGCUCUCUGCCACAGCAAUAUGUCAGUUGUUAAACACUCUUACUGAGGCUACUGAAGCUGGAAAAGUUGUAUCCAACCCCCCUGAAUGUUCUAAAUUCAAAAAGUACGCAGGCUAACCUGUUGAUUGUGUAGUCAAGUUCGUUUUUGUUUUGUAGUACUGUAGUGAAUCAAUGGCUUAAAGAAGUUACUGAAAGGCAUUGCUGACUAUUUUUUAUACCAAGCAUCUAAUUAGUCUAGGCCAUGUAUUUGAGACAUACAUUAAUACUUUUAUAUGAACUAUUAAAUCUGUGAAUAUGUAGGACUGUAUAGUUUUUUCAGAAAGCUUCAGACCUCUGCCCCUUUUGCACACUUUAUUAUGAUUUCAGUUUUUUUUCAUUAUAGGUUAU